Lytechinus variegatus (green sea urchin) is the source of this 5043-nucleotide messenger RNA. RefSeq names its product enhancer of filamentation 1-like. Gene Ontology annotation, biological process: cell migration; cell surface receptor protein tyrosine kinase signaling pathway. Lineage: Eukaryota; Metazoa; Echinodermata; Echinoidea; Temnopleuroida; Toxopneustidae. Bases 852 to 3374 code for a protein of 840 amino acids. Gene Ontology annotation, cellular component: plasma membrane; cytoplasm. The record is from RefSeq and is a predicted model, not a curated record. The transcript has 3 exons. Gene Ontology annotation, molecular function: protein binding.
UCCUCUGUGGUGUGGGCCAUCUUCCUGUGCUGAUGUCGUUGUCUUCGCCUUUCUCUGUAGUCUUGUCAGGGUAUUGUCAUACAAUCCACCAACAUUAGAUGUUGACUCUACCAAUCUCUGUGUGAUUGUUGCUCAUUUUGUGGUCGGGUUCAUGGAUUUCAUGUCAACACGGGGAAGUUAUAUGUGACAUAGGAUUAUUUCAGAGCUUUUGGAGUUUAAGAUUUCUUAUAACCAGUGACUGGAUUGGUGGAUCCUGGCCAAAUAUCCUUCCGUUUUCCACGCUUUGUCAAAUUUCUUGGUUGGAUAUAGAGCAUGGGUGUUGUGAUGGAAGGGUGUUAUUGUUAAUUGUUGCUGUUUUCAGUUGUGUAGCCUAGUCAGAAACAUCUUGAUACAGGAGGCAGUUCUUUGGAAUACCAAACACAGUACCUAUAUAUCAUGAGACAUGAUUCUGUUGCUCCCUAUACACCUUUUAAGACAAAGAAGGGAAAAGCUACAUUAUUUGCAUUCCGCGCUGCCAUUUUGGUUUGGAACAAGGAAAUAUUCUUGGAGAUCCAAUGGAUUUUUCUCACAAUUUAAUCUGACUUUCAUCUGAAACAUUCAUUUAUAUGAUGAACUAUUAUUCCAUAAGUGGCAAUACUGCAAUACGAAAUGAUACUCGUUCUUCCUUGUUGCUUGGUCAGUUUAUUGAUGAAACUAUCAUUUCGGAACUAAACUGAAUAAGUUGAAAAUUGCUGAUUUUCAUCACUCUAUGAGCAGAUCAUUAUCUUACUAGCGUCGGCUAAUACUUGGUUAAUACUAACAUAUUUUGGAAUUUGAGAAUUUGAAUUUUGUAUGAAUGGAAAAUAAUUGAUAUGGAGGAUAAACAAACAACCAGUGUAUGUGCUUCUACAGUACCAAUGACAACAGCAGUGAGCUUGCCUGAAUCUGUUGCUAUGCCAGUUAUUUGUGGUUUCUACUUUCAUGAGGAGGCAAAAGAGCAUGUACUUGCCAAAGCUCUGUACGACAACACUGCCGAAGCUCCGGACGAGCUAGCGUUCAGGAAGGGGGACAUCGUGACCGUCUUGGAGCAGAAUACCGGUGGCCUGGAAGGAUGGUGGCUCUGCUCCCUCAAUGGACGUCAGGGUAUCGCCCCUGGCAACCGCCUCAAGCUCCUUGCAGGCAUCUAUGAAAGCCCUAAUCAUCCCAUCACCAAUGUGUCUCCUCAUAAGAAUGUGUCAAACUCCUCGGGUGCAUACAUGUCUUUGCAAGCAAACACUGGUCUUUCAUCCACCGAGGACUAUGACAUCCCACCUGCUCGUAAACAAGCUCCCAAUGCCAGCUCCCUGGCAUCACCGCAGCAGAAACAAGGUUUGCAUGUUUCACCAACGCACCAUGGACGGACGACACCACCAGGACAUGAACUCUACGACACACCUCCAAGCGUGCAGAGAAUCUCCCCAAAUGAAACCUACGACGUGCCACCGAGGGCUUUUGGAAGCGGUGAAUCGUUGAACUCAAAGAGCGGACAGAGCUCUCCAAAGCAGGAGAAUAUCGGUGAGAUUUAUGACACACCCCCUUGCAAGCGAGAUGUGCCUGGUCAGAACACUUCAACUCAGGAUGUGUACGAUAUUCCACCAUCUUCCCAAAAGAUGAAGGAUGAAAAGUUUCCAUCAAUGAGCACUCUUGACUCUGUUGAUACCUAUGACAUACCACCAUCGCAACAAAGUGAUAAUGACUUGUAUGAUGUGAUUCCUCCGCUUAAAGGUGGCCCUAUGUCACCAUCCCCUGUAGAACUAUACGAUACCCUACCACAAAGAACUCCUACACCACAGCGGGUGUAUGAAACACAACUGCAAAAGGACACUAGUGACUUGUAUGAUGUGCCUCCAAAUAAGCAGGUUCAACCUGAUGAACUAUAUGAUACACCUGCAAGACAUGGACAUGAACUCUAUGAUCAACCUCCUGCUGCACGUGGUCUAAGACCACAACCAGGUAGCACACAGAGGCGCAUCUCUGAUCACGUGUAUGACAUUCCUCCAACAGUAACACAGGACAGGCCAUUAGUAGGGCCUGUCACGCUUUCACAGCACCAUCGUUCUGCAGACGACAUUACAGAUGGAGUCGCUAAGCUGUCUCUCCCGCAAUUAUCAAAAUCAGCAGACUGCAUAGAUGAAACUUUAGGGAGGAGGUUAAAUCUUGACCGUGAUGCUGCCAUGGACCUGCUUAUUAAGCGGCAACAAGCUCUUGACUCUGCAGUAGCAUACAUGCUCAGUUAUGUCAGUAGUACCUGGAGGCAUCAGAACAAUCUUGAACCUCAUAUUCAUGAAAUCAGAGCGGCAUGCAAUCAGCUCAAAUUAAUAUUUAAAGAGUUCAUGGAAUUCUGUGAUGGUGUCCUGGUGAAUGCUCUUUAUGUUUCGGAUCAGAACCUCCAUGAAAAACUUAGUAAGCAGUAUAAGCCCAUUCAAGAUGAGCACCAGGUCUUGACUAAAGCGUCAGCAAUGCUGGAUGAACUUAAUUGGGAUGUGAACACACUUAUGUACAAACCUGGUUCAAGUCCAAGUAAUGAACUGGACACUUUUGCAGUCACAGCCAGGGGGCUUCCAGAUGAUGUUAAGAGGUUUGUGGUAUUUGUCCAGGGUAACUCAUCACUGCUCUUCAAAAGAGCAGGAAUCAUCCAGAACAGACCCUUGCCAACACCGCCUCCAAACUCUGCAGGAAUGUCCAGCAACUGGAUGGCUGCAGAAAAGGAGACCCUUGUGACUACAGCACCCAUCCAAGCCACCAGGGAAACUAUCCGCAACAGGCCUCUGCCGCUAGUGCCAAGUGCCACUGUUGCUCCUCAACAGCAGAUCCAUGCCCAAACUAAUGGAAACCACAUCAUGCCUGAAAAUGGUAAGAUGCCAGAUUAUGGCUAUGUCCAGAAACCCCAGUCAAUCAACAACAGGCAGAUAAUUAUCACGACAGAUCAACCUCCAGUGUCACCACCGCUCUCUCCAGGAGAUCAACAGCUCCUGACCUUCUACUACACCGAGGUGGAGACUCUUUUCACUGCCUUGCAUAAUGCCAUCGAUCUUUUCUUCUCCUGCAUCGAUGGCAAUCAGCCGCCAAAGGUGUUUGUUGCUCACAGCAAGCACAUCAUCCUCUUGGGUCAUAAGCUGGUGUUCGUUGGCGACACACUCCACCACAACUUACACAACCUUGAGGUGAAGAAUCGCAUCAUCCACCACAGUGACUCCCUCUGUGACUGCCUCAAUGUCAGUGUCAAUGCCACCAAGAAUGCAGCUCUCCAGUUCCCUGCAGUUCAACCUCUGCAGGAAAUGGUUGACAGGAUCACGGACGUUGCAUCCGCCAGCAGAGACCUCAAGGAAAUCAUUUUGCUCAACACUCCUGCAUGAUGACAGUAUGACUCUCAAAGAUAAAUGGUGAAAUUCUCUUUUAACUACAGAGGCAGUUCUGUCUCAACAAAGUGUGUGGAUAACAAGGAUAGAGCAAAAAGGUCUAUGUGAAAUGCAUUUUACUAAGCAUACUAAUGCUUUCAUCUUUCACUCAUCAGGUUUGUAGAAAAAACAAAUCUUUUCAAUGGCUGUAUGAUAAAAAAUGAAUUGCAUUAUACAAAUGCAUAUAUGCAUGUAUGUUUAUUUGCUGCAGCUACACAACACGACAUUGUAAGGUUUGUCAUGUUUACGAUUUGUAACAAAACAACCGAAGAAUUGAUUGUAAAUGUUUGUGUAUGUUUAAAACAGUUCAUCUACAGAAAUACAUGAACUAAAUUAGCAGUCAGUAUAAUCAGUCAUUGUAUUAUACAGGGCCUGCAUUCAAUAUCUUUCAAUGGUGAACGUUGAGAUUGCAGUGGAAGUUGAAAAGACAAAAUAAUAUCAAUGUUGUGUAUUCUUCCUUGGAAGUCAUUUUCCAUCAGUUCCUCCAAAUUCCAUGGUUAUAGUUGCAUUCAUAACAGAUGUAAUUGAAGUCGACUCUGAUUGCAACAUUGUGUAAUCAUUUUCAAUAGUAACAUGAGUCUGUGAAAGCCAAACUUAAAAGACAAACUAGCAAAACUGACAUUGAAUUUUGCGUAAAGUGGUAGGUUAACAUGUAGAUCAAUAUAUCAUGUAGAUAUGCUUGAUGCUAAUGAACAAGCACGUGUUUGAUUUGGAGUCCAAGAGGUAUCGCUAAGAUGAUAGACUACUAUAAUUGAUGAUAUUCUCUGUUUAAUGCAUGUUUCAUGUUUUAGGUGACAGACUGAAUUACAAGCUUGGUAAUGUCUGUCGAUUCUCUCAGCCCAGACAUACAUGUAGCACAAAUUGAUAUUCAAUGGUAAUUAUAGUAAUUUUGAAUUUGUUGUCAUCAAGUUCACGUUAAUGCUUUAGAUAAUGUAGUAGUGUAGAGUAUUAUAUCUCUUCUUUUUAAAAUCUAAAAUGUAUAGACAAUAACAAUAAACUGUGCUGGUCACAAUUUUGCUAUUUCUCUAUUGUGAUAAUUCACUAAUAUUCCUUUUUUUUUAAGUGGAUGUGUAAUUGGAAUGUUUUUCACUAUUGCAUUGAUCUUUGGUGCUGCUUGUCAAUUUAUGUAAUUUGAUUUCUUACAUAACAGGUUGUAAAUUAUUGCAAACAAAUGACAUGGUAUUUUGUACAAAGCAUGCAAACCUCAUCAUAUUGCAAAAUAUCAAAGUAUAUUUUGUGUGUUUGAUUAUAUCAGAAUUUAUCUCAGAUUGAGAAAUAUUGAUAGAGGCAACAGUAUGGGUUAGUAAUCUUGUAGGUACUGUGUAAAUUCAUAUUGUAAUAAUAGUAAUAAUGAUAAAAAUACAUGUGUUGAUAGAGUAGAUAACAUCAGAAGUCUCUAUUAAAGUGCUCUGUAAUAAUGCAGCCUAAAUACACUGGCUGUAUCACAGCAGCUUUUGUUGGCUUUUCAAUUACAUACCUUCUAGUCUCCAAUUCACCUGGGUUGAGUGCAGCACAAAAUGGAUAAAUUUCUUGCUGAAGAAAAUUAAGUGUGGCUGCCUUUCGUAUGAUGUGAAUCCAAGGACCUGUGAUUAUCUAUUUGUCCAACUUGUAAACUGCCAAAAGUUAU